Molecule: messenger RNA, 1002 nt
Organism: Nerophis lumbriciformis (worm pipefish)
Lineage: Eukaryota; Metazoa; Chordata; Actinopteri; Syngnathiformes; Syngnathidae
Source: RefSeq, a predicted model, not a curated record
AUGCUCUCCCACGCCGACCUCCUGGAUGCUCGGCUCGGUGAGUUCUCGGCUCUAAACCCGGGAGCUAAACUCCACUGGAUGAAAGAUGCUGCAGAGUUACUCGGACACCGAGAGGCUCUCAAGUGUCGGCUGGGCGGUGGGGUGCCGGACCAGGGCCAUCCGGGAGACAUGGCCCCCGGUUCGGACUCCGUGGAGGGAGCCACACUCCUGCCCGGCGAAGACAUCACCACCGUGGGAUCCAAUGCGGCCGGUAUGCCGGUGAACGGGAAGGAGCCCGAGAAGCAGCAGCAGCAACAACAACAACAGCAGCAGCAACAACAACCCCAGCAGAGCUCAGGCGGCCAGGCCAGUCAACAGAAACAGAAACGGCACCGAACCCGCUUCACGCCAGCACAGCUCAACGAACUGGAGCGGAGCUUCGCCAAGACUCACUACCCGGACAUCUUCAUGAGGGAGGAAUUGGCUCUCAGGAUCGGCCUCACCGAAUCCAGAGUUCAGGUGUGGUUCCAGAACCGGCGCGCCAAGUGGAAGAAGCGGAAGAAGACGACCAAUGUGUUCCGCGCCCCUGGCACGCUGCUGCCCACCCCGGGCCUGCCGCAGUUCUCGGCCGCCGCCAUGGAGAACAGCCUGUGCUCGUUCCACGCCAACGACUCCCGCUGGGCCACGGGCAUGCCGGGCGUGUCCCAGCUGCAGCUGCCACCGGCGCUCGGCCGCCAGCCGCCGGGGAUGGCGCAGUCGCUGUCGCAGUGCAGCCUGGGUCACGGCCCGCCGCCCAACUCCAUGGGGCUCUCCAACGGCCUGUCGUCCAACGGCUCCGGCCUGCAGUCGCACCUCUACCAGUCGCCUUUCCCCGGCAUGUCGGCGUCGCUCUCCGGCCCGACGAACGUGUCGGGCUCCCCGCAGCUGUGUAGCUCCCCGGACAGUGACAUGUGGAGAGGGACCAGCAUCGCGUCCCUGAGGCGCAAGGCGCUCGAGCACACAGUCUCCAUGAGCUUCACUUAG